Molecule: messenger RNA, 381 nt
Organism: Symbiodinium sp. CCMP2456
Lineage: Eukaryota; Dinophyceae; Suessiales; Symbiodiniaceae
Source: the annotation of a GenBank genome assembly
AUGGCCCGAUUUGGAUCCCUCCUCGUGCUCCUGGCGGCGGCGUGCCUGGCACUGUGGUCAGGCCUCAGCUUUGUGGGCGCUCCGGCAGCUUCCUCCCCGCGCACGGCCGUCGCCCGGCACGCCGAAGCGAAGAAGGCUCCGAAGAAGAAGGCCAAGGGCCCAUGGGUGGGGCCGAAGAAGGGCUCUUGGGUGAAGAUCUUGCGCCCAGAGUCGUACUGGUUCCAACAGCGUGGCCAGGUGGUGAACGUCAAUCAGAAGCCGGAAGUUAAAUAUCCGGUCACGGUGAAGUUCGAUUCCGUGAAUUAUGCCAACGUGAACACGAACGGCUACGCCCUGUGGGAGGUGAUUGAGGCACCGGCACCCGGGCCUGGCGAGGUCUGA